GAUGCUUUCUUUCCUCUAGGAUUGGUACAGAUAUUGUGUAUUCUUACAGCCUUUUGUUGGGUUUUAUUAAAAAGGGAAAAUGUCAUUUUGAAAGUAUUCUGUAUCUUAGCCAGUCUGUCUUUGUUACUCCUGUCUCUGUGUCUCCAAGUGCAUUUGGUUGCUUUGUGUGGUAAUGGAGAAAACUAACAAAGCAUAUCAUAUUCCUUACACUUUAUUUAACCAAGAGCCCUUUGUGUCUGUCUAUUGGGGACACUAGAACCUUCCCACAGGUUGCCAGUAUUGCUUCUCUAGGUCCCAUUUGGAUUGGUUAUGGGCACAUUGCAGCCUCCAGGGGCGGCUCCUGUGCUUUUUCUCUUUUUGAAAAUAAAAUCCGGUAGUUUUGCUCUCUUAUUUGUAGGAUUUUUGAUGAUGGUGGUGGUGUGUACAUAUGUGUGUCUGUGUUCAUGUUAGUAUUUGUCUUAAUUGUCUCAUUCUACAUUGAAUUCAUUUUAAAUGUAGAUAGCAUUUUAUUUUGCUGAUGGCAGCAUUGGAAAGCAAGCCUAGAGUCUUCAUAACCACCAUCCUUGCUAAAAGGGAAGUUUUGUUUGCUUGUUUGUUCAGAGUAGAGUUCUAAGACUUGUUUUAAUUCUAGGAUCACAUCUUACCAGUGAAUCACUUUGUAAACCACAAUAGUUUAACUGUGGUUCUUAUUCUUCACAGUCAUACAAAUAUAUUUCAUAGCACAGUCUCUUCCCUAGUUAGAGUACAGUACAGACUCAGAAACAACUAGUUGUAGAUCUUAAGAAGAAAAGCUUGUAGGUUGGAUUCAGUGAAGAUUUGAAAGAGUAAACUAACCUUUGUGAGGUAGCCAGGACCUAGCGAAAGACAUCAGUGUGGAUAGCAAAGGUGCAUAUGGACUGCCUUAGUAAUAAAAGGCAGUUUUAAACUAACUUAGCAAAAACUAUACAUUUGAUAUCUCAUUCCCCAAAAGAUUGCUUUGUGGUUUUUGGUUUUUAAUUAUUAUUUGAUAUUGUUUUGUUAAAAUCUGCUAUCUUAAACCUUUAGAGAGUGAGAGAUAACCAAGAUCCUUUGUCUCAACUUUGAAGUGACUGCACUUCCUCUGAAGAUUUUCUUUCAUCAUUUUUAGUGUCUGUUUCCUUUGCUCUUUAACUACUUUGAACUAACAAGAACACAUUUCCCUCUUUCUGUUUAUUGAAUUUAGAGACAGUCCUUAGGAAACAUACCACAAUUGAGUGUUUUAAUUAUUUUGUGGGGUGCUUGUUUGUUUGGUGGUGGUGGGUAUAUAUGAUUCAUGUAAAGCCCUCGCCUCCCAUUCCAGAUGAGACGCUGCUACCUUGCUGCAGAAUUGGCUGUUGUCAUUUUACCAGGGACCUUUCACUCUGAUCUCUCCUUCCCUCCCCACCAGGAAAGAAUACCAUACUUAAGUCACACUGCCUCCAAGACCUCUGGUGCUCUGACAGUCUUCUUUAGCACAGCUCUGCCAGACCCAAUCCUUUUUGUUAAAUCUUCCCUUGAUGAUCACAUGGGGCAGCAGGGAUUACAGGUGCCAAGAGUGAAACUAGGAGGGGAAGGAAUCUGGGGACUAGGGAGGGGGCCUGGGGCUGCCAAGCUAGGUGAACAGUGGUUUUGAACAGAAGGGGUGGGGUCUCUCUGGGAAGAUGUGGUGCACGAGAAGGGGAAGGGAAACUGUUGGUGUCUUAAGAAAUUAGUUAAAACUGCUUUCCUGUUGGGGACCUGUGUUGGAAGCAUUCUCCCAGAACAUUCAUCUUUCUACGUGUUAAGCUCUAAUUGGCGUUUAUAAGUUAAAAACAAGUACAGUAAGCUUCCUAUAUUCUGUUUAUGUAAUAACAUGGUAAAGAACUGAGAUUUGUGCUCUUAAAUUUGGGGUGGGGGUUUUGUUCCAUUUUGAAGGAAUUAUUUAAGCCAACCUAAAUAUGAUGACAGUAUUUAGUGUGGCAGACAACUCUUAUAUUUUGUAUUAGACUUCAAAAACCUUUUUCUUCUUCCUCUUUUUGUUUUUUGUUUUUGUUUUUUUAAAUCCAGGAGAAUGCUUUAUUUCAACUUUUAGCUGACUAGAUGCUUAACUUAGUAACAAGUUUAGCCCUUGUAACUGGCUAGCUAAAAGCAAAUCGGCUUGUUUCUCAGAUCUAUGGGGGAUAGCAAGAAACAUUUGAGUGAAUGUUGUUGAAGAUUUUCAGUAGUAUAGAGAAUGAUGGCGCUCUUGUGAUAUUUCAAGCAAGGAUUUGGCACAGACAUCCUAUUUCAUGGCUACCAACAGUUUGCAUCUUACGACCUUCUGUCUCCAGUACAAACCCACAGUGAUAGCAUGUGUGUGCAUUCAUUUGGCUUGCAAAUGGUCCAAUUGGGAGAUCCCUGUGUCAACGGAUGGAAAGCACUGGUGGGAGUAUGUGGACCCUACAGUUACCCUAGAGCUGCUGGAUGAGCUAACACAUGAGUUUCUACAAAUAUUGGAGAAAACGCCUAGUAGGUUGAAGAGGAUUCGAAACUGGAGGGCUAUGGCUAAGAAACCAAAAGUGGAUGGACAAGGAUCAGAGACACCGCUGCUUGGUUCAUCCUUGGUGCAGAAUUCCAUUUUAGUAGAUAGUGUCACUGGCGGACCUGCCAAUCCGAGUUUUCAGAAGCCGUCAACAUCGACGUUCCCUGCUCCGGCGCCUCUAAAUUCAGGGAAUACUUCUGCUCAAGAGAGCCGUGCGUCUGAUAAUUUGUCAGUGCUAGCAACGGGAGUGCCCAGUACCUCGUACAGUUUGUCUUCACACCAAGAAUGGCCUCCGCAUCCAGACUCGGCCAGGACAGACCCAGUGUACACACAGAAACAGGAGGCCACUCUCUCUGGGAGCCAAUACAUAAGCUUCCAGCAGGGACCUUCAGUGACACUGCAUUCAGGAUUACAUCACAGGCCGGACAAAGCUGCUGAUCACUCAUCAGCUAAGCAAGAAUAUACUCACAAAGCUGGAAGCAGUAAGCACCAUGGGCCCGUACCUGUUACUCCUGGAGUGGUUCCUCAGAAAAUGUCUUUGGAUAAGUACAGAGAAAAGCGGAAGCUAGAAACCCUUGACUUGGACACAAGGGAUCAUUAUCUAACUGCCCAUGCAGAGCAGCAGCACAAACAUGGGCCAGCCCAAGCAGUCGCAGGCAGUUCUGUUACUUCUCCCAUUAAAAUGAAACUUCCCCUCGCCAACUCUGACAAACCGGAGAAGCACACGGCCGAGAAAAAGGAGAGGAGCGGAUCACUGAAGCUACGGAUUCCAAUCCCACCCCCCGAUAAAGGUCCCAGUAAGGAGGAGCUGAAGAUGAAGAUCAAAGUGUCGUCCUCUGAAAGACACAGCUCUUCUGAUGAAGGCAGUGGGAAAAGCAAGCACUCAAGCCCACAUAUCAGCAGAGACCACAAGGAGAAGCACAAAGAACACCCCGCCAACCGUCACCACAGCAGCCACAAGCAUUUGCACAUGCACAGCGGGGUCGGUAAGCAUGCUGCCGAUGGAAUGCCACCCACUGUGCUGAGGAGUCCUGUGGGCCUGGUCCCUGAAGGCAUCUCCUCUGCCUCCAGUGCAAGGAAGAAGCUGCAUAUCAACGAUGCCUCCCACAACCACCACUCCAAAAUGAGCAAAAGUUCCAAAAGUUCAGGUAGUUCAUCUAGUUCUUCCUCUGUUAAGCAGUAUCUAUCCUCUCACAGCUCUGUUUUUAACCAUCCCUUACCCCCUCCUCCCCCUGUCACAUACCAGGUGGGCUACGGACAUCUCAGCACCCUCGUGAAACUGGACAAGAAACCAGUGGAGCCCCACGGUCCUGAGGCCAAUCACGAGUACAGUACAAGCAGCCAGCAUAUGGACUACAAAGACACAUUCGACAUGCUGGACUCGCUGCUAAGUGCCCAAGGAAUGAAUAUGUAAUCAUUUGUUUAGGUCAACUUUUCCUUUCCUUUUUAAUUUAAAAAUGGUUGGAAUAGAAAACUCCCUCCUGGUCCAGCAGUGGUGCCACUGCUUCCGUCUUUGUAAGUGCUGCUUUGUUCUUCAUUCUGAAAGAAGAGAUGAUAGUAACAAGUCUAUCUCCACAUACAAUAGUGUUACCAGGACUGUAAACGCAUGGAAGAUGCAGCUGAGAACAUUAGGAUGAAUGGCUGGCUGCUGCUAGGAACCUAAGCUGCCUCAAGCUUUUGUUAUUUAUGAUUUGAAUACUGUAGCUGUUUUUGUUGUCGCUUGGCUUUGAAUGAGUGUCGGUUGUUUUCUUUUGUGUAUUUAUACUUGUAUGUAUGGUUUGCAUGUCUCAGUGAUAAAGGGAUAAAACAGUAUGCUGACAACUGUUUACAAGAAAGUGGAGAAAAAUGUACAUACAUUUUUGUAUGUUUAGCUAUUACCAUAAAUACUCAGGAUUGGAGCUGCUUGUAAGUAUAACAAUAUACAGAAUAACUUUAUUUUCUUUCAUCAGACUCCAUCACUAAUUAAAACACAAGUGGCACUUUUUUAUGUUAACCUUAACUCUAGGCCUUACUGGAAGCCGCUGAGGGGACACUUCACUACUAGACGGGAUGCAGUCCACGGGUGGUCCUUAACACUGGGAAGCGCUCAGUUUGCCUCAGAGGGUCCCACCAGACCGGCUGCAGAGUCAGCCCCUGAUUUCUGAAGGCUGAAGAGGAAAAAAUAAUAAAGUUUACAUACUCUUGAUGUGAAGUGCAUUUAAAUGUUUGUUGGCUUGUUGCAGUGCUGUAGAAGAGCAGUUAAUACUGGAUCUGAGAAUGACUGUGACUUAACUCACAGGAGCUCCCAGUGAAGAAUUAGUCCAUUCAUUCAAGAACUUUGACACUACAGAUUCGAACAGUGAACAGGGAUCACUUUUCCUUUAGCAUUUGCAGUGAUACCAUAGUCUUGAAUCUACUCUUCCCAUGGAGAGAGAGAGGGGUGUGUGAGAGAGACCAUAUUUCUUUUUCAGGUAAAUGCAGUCUUCCUUAUAAAAAUGAAAUUAAACCUAUGCUGUCUUGAUUCUUUUAUAUUCUAACAAUAAAUAAAAAGAAAAGAUUGCUGACUGUACAUUGUACCUGUAUUUAUAGCUUAUGGUCAUUAUCAGGAAAAUGUCAGGAAAAAGGCCAGCCUUGGGCAAGCCACUGCUGGAGGUUUAACAUUGGUUUGCACGUCUUAGUGGGUUCUCGUUGAAGUAAAGCUUGCACUGUCACCUGACGCCUGGUCAGGGGAUAGACUUAAUUUGUCUAAAUUUUGGUGUAAGCACCAACAGUAAUGGCUCUUGUCUGUUGCCUAAUCUUGAAUUCAUUUCUGUGGUGAGUCUUAGCUGUUGAGUCUCUUUAAGAUGGGUCGGAUUCAGCUUGUGUUGACUGAAUCACAAGUUUUCCCCUGUAUAUGGACUGUUUGUUACAAAGCCACUGAUCUGUGCACAAUUGUAACUUUAUUCAAGUAUGUUGUUGGUGUAAAUAUUAGAGUUGAGCCUUGUACUCUACUUUUAUUUAGCGACUACCUGAUUUGCCAGUAGCUUUUUGUUUUGUUUUGUUUUGUUUUGUUAUUUUAAAGAAAAUUGUUGAUUAUUUUGUCAAUGUUAUUUGAACCUGGGAUGUCAGGAGUCUCUUUGUGGGUACUCAGCCUAACAGGCCAGUCCUCACUCUGGUCUUAUCUUGCAUCAGUAAUCUUUGUUACUAUGUGAUUUUUUUUUUUUUUUUUUUUUUUUGUUGCUGUGUGGUAUACUAUUGUAUCAUAAACAUGAUGAUUCUGAAGCAGUUACAGUUUUACCGUGGUACAUAUCCAAGGACGAGCAUAGAAUUAAACAGAGUACAAGGUGAGGGGGGAAGGGUUUUGUUCUUGGUGAUUUCGAUGUGAAACCUCGACAGAGCAUCAUGUGAACUGACAUGGGGUGGUUGUGCUACUGUAUCAUUGGGAGUGAUGCCAGGAAUUUUAAUCAGCUUUUGUAAAGAAUAUCCAGAGAAGUAGUGAACUUACUUUCAGUAUGACAUAGAAAACAAUGUGAAUAUUUAAGGUCUGGGACUAUAGUUAAGCUUCACUAAGGAUUUUCAGAAAUGUGUUAUUUUUUUGUUUCUUUUUGUUUUUUGUUUGUUUGUUUGUUUAGAUAUGGGAAUAAAGGUAAUUUUGUUGAAUCUUUAUUGGUGCUAAUGACGGACAGUUAAACAGAUAGUGUAUAUGCCGUGGAUCAGUACACUUAGUACUUCCAGAAUUGACUUUGAAAUGCUAUGUAUUCACUUUCACUCUGUAAAUGUAACUCUUUACAAUGACUAUUUAUUAAAAGGCAGUCAGUUGUGAUUUUUACAGGAUUGUGUGAACUAUUCAAACUCUUCAACUUCUGAAUAAGAUGCUAAAACUACAAUGGGGGAAAAUGCGUGAAUCCUCUUAUGUUUUCUUUCCACUAAGGAAAACUCUCAAUUCAUAUCACCAUGAAUUUGCUUGAACAAUCUCGUUUGCAUAAAAUAGUUCAUCUGCAUGGUCCCAUUAGACUCUACCAAAGAAAAAAGACUCAAUAAAUGGACAUUCUUUUGUGAGUCUUGUAAGUAGCCAUAAAUAACCAAAAUAGUAUCAAACUUAGGUGUGAAAUUUCACAUGUGCAAAGUACUGUUAAGGUGAUACAUUUUGAUGAGUUUUUUAAUACUUGAAAAUAUUAAAAAGCACUAUCUUUACGUCGUCCUUUAAGAGUGAUUCGUUCUUAAGGUGUUCCCUAGGUGUGCGACCUUUCUUCGAAAGCACAUUGUAAGCAGAGGCUUCCUGUCUACCUCUCAGCUAACUUUCCAAAAUCAAGGUGUGCUUCCUCAGUAUUUGCCUUAGUUACUGACACAUCCUGUUUUCAGAACCAAAGCAAAGGAGUUUUGUUGUGGAGGCCUUCUCGGAGGCUGCAGUACAAACGUGCUAGUGCCUGCUGUUGGGUAAGGCCCUGCGUGUCUCGUAGCAGUGGUGCCAGGCCUGGGUGCGCGUUAAAGCCAUGAAUGUGCAUCUCAAUCUUUCCUGGGAUUAGAGUAUUCAGCCUUUGAAGAUGUCUUCCAUGGUAUGGGAUGUUUUCUUCAGGAAUCUCAUGAGUGUGCACUUUGGACCAACAGAUAGUAAUUACACAGAACUCCCAAACUUUUGGACCUAUCUAUCCCCUUUGAACUAAAAAUAGGACUAAUUAGGAUUUACUUGAAAGAACCAGUUUGAAAUGUUUUCAUUAGUUAACCAAAUACCUUGCUUUAAGAGGUUGCAAGAAAGCAUGUUUCUUAGAAUUUAAAUUCUGAUUUUAUUCCUUAGCUAACCUGAAGUGUAAGCCACUGCCACUAUAUACGUGGGUGGAGCAUGAUUUGUUGAUAAUUUAGGUCCCUGCACUGGGGAGAUGGUUUGUUUAGAUAACAUCUCCGAGAGAGGGACGUUUUUGGUUUGGAAUUUUUGAGACUUGGUCUUGCUCUAUAACAGAAAGUUAUAUGGCUUUAAACGUAUCCAUUCUCCUGCUUCCACCCAUGCCUGGGUCGGUGGUUCUUAAGUUAUUCCCAAUUGGCCGGAAGUUUCUGAGAAUUUUGUUUUGUUUAGUUUUCUGAGAAAUAUCUAGAAGCUCUUUGUAACUAAACACCUCUGGCUUGGUAGUUGUCUUGAUUCAGCAGUUUUCCCCUCGGGAGCAGUAGGUUCCAUUCACCAUACUUUCACGGGAAGAAUCGGCAAAGCCCACUCUGGGAAACUGUCAGUAGGUUGAGUUAAAUUCUGUCCUGCUGGCUUAAGGCAGGCAGGUUGAAGCAUCUGCACUGGCCGAGGGUGUUGUGCGUCCCUGUCUUUCCUCAGUGUGCGGUGUUGACACUAGGGGGUGUGUUUAGAACGCAGGCCCAUCUAGUCCAGGUCAACAGACAGUUGCAGGGCAAUUGGGCCUGGAUGGAAGCCAAGUCAGAUGCUUGUUGGAAACAUCUGUCUUUCUUAGUCAUCUUAGUGGUACUACAUUUUCUAAGUAUGUUCUAUUAUUUCAGUUUUGAAUUGUACCCAGCCCUUUCGUGGUCUGUAAUUCACCAUCUCUCCUGCCUAGCAUAUUCUUGAGGUGUGCUGACGUGCCCAAGACUGCAUGGGUAGGAGCAGUUCUGUUCGCCUAAAGCUGACUUCAUCCAUUUGCUGCAAUUCAGUAAUCUCAAAAUCAAGCUUGUGAACUCUAGUUUCCUUUGUUUCCAAGUGUUGAGAGGAAGCCUCACUUAAAGUCCUCCAGCUGACAAGUCCGUUUAGUAGUUUGUGUAACUGGAUUGGCCUGGUAGUGAGCAGUUUCCCGUGGUCAGGAGCGCACCCUGGAGUACCAGGUUGUUGAGAACGGUGGAAUUCGAACGUUCAAAACCCUUGUGGAUAAUUGAAAAACAAAAUGUGUAUAUUGGCAUGAGUUAGCCAUUGAAUUUCAGCUUCUCAUUACAUAAGGAAUUAUUAAUAAAGUUUGUUUAUUGACAACCAAA
Molecule: messenger RNA, 8416 nt
Organism: Meriones unguiculatus (Mongolian gerbil)
Lineage: Eukaryota; Metazoa; Chordata; Mammalia; Rodentia; Muridae
Gene: Ccnt2
Product: cyclin T2
Exons: 5
Coding region: 2265-3911 (548 amino acids)
Biological process (GO): regulation of transcription by RNA polymerase II; positive regulation of DNA-templated transcription, elongation
Cellular component (GO): cyclin/CDK positive transcription elongation factor complex; nucleus
Molecular function (GO): cyclin-dependent protein serine/threonine kinase activator activity
Source: RefSeq, a predicted model, not a curated record